AUGCUCACAGCGGAGUGCAGUGCAAUAAUUAAACCAAAGUUACCUCCCAAGUUGAAGGAUCCAGGAAGCUUUGUAAUUCCAUGUGAGAUUGGAAAUAUAAUGGUGAGCAAGGCAUUGUGUGAUCUUGGAGCAAGGAUCAAUUUGAUGCCUUUAUCCACUUUUAAAAGGUUGGGUAUUGGAGAAGUGAAGCCUACUAUGAUAACUCUCCAAUUGGCGGACCGUUCAGUGACUUAUCCAUAUGGAGUAGUGGAGGACGUCUUAGUAAAGGUGAAUAAAUUUAUCUUUCCAGCUGAUUUUGUGGUCCUUGACAUGGAAGAAGAUACUAAAGUUCCAAUUAUAUUGGGAAGACCAUUCUUAGCCACAGGAAGAGCAUUGAUAGAUGUACAACAAGGCAAGUUGAUGUUAAGAGUGGCUGAUGAUAAAGUCACAUUUUCCAUAAAUGAAGUAAUGAAACACAAGGUGGAAAAGGAGGAUUGUUUUCGAGUUGAAACUAUUGAGUCUCUGGUGUUUAAAGAAAUGGAUAAUUAUGGGAGGAAGAUGAUGUGA
Messenger RNA from Vigna unguiculata (cowpea), 546 nucleotides. NCBI's taxonomy places the organism in Eukaryota, Viridiplantae, Streptophyta, Magnoliopsida, Fabales, Fabaceae. The record is from RefSeq and is a predicted model, not a curated record.